Messenger RNA from Sinocyclocheilus anshuiensis, 1074 nucleotides. RefSeq names its product collagen alpha-1(I) chain-like. Bases 1 to 1074 code for a protein of 357 amino acids. Gene Ontology annotation, biological process: extracellular matrix organization. The record is from RefSeq and is a predicted model, not a curated record. NCBI's taxonomy places the organism in Eukaryota, Metazoa, Chordata, Actinopteri, Cypriniformes, Cyprinidae. Gene Ontology annotation, molecular function: extracellular matrix structural constituent conferring tensile strength. The transcript has 21 exons.
AUGCGGAAGAGAACAUCUUAUUACCAGUUGUUGGCAGCUGGAUGGCCAAGACAGACAGGACACCCUGGACCAGUGGGUGAGAUGGGGAGACCAGGUUUACCUGGUGGCAUUGGACCCAAGGGUGUUCGAGGCCGAGCAGGGACUCAAGGAAGAGAUGGAGAGAAAGGUCCAGAUGGGGCAACAGGAUCUCCAGGUGUCCCUGGUCUACAGGGUCCUCAUGGUUACAAAGGUGACACAGCGCCCCCUGGUGAGAAAGGAGAUGAGGGUUUUCCUGGUGCUCCUGGCCCCAGAGGAGACAAUGGACAGACUGGCCAGAAGGGCUCAAAAGGAGACAUUGGGUUUACUGGCUUUUCUGGUCCUCCAGGACCGGUUGGUUUACAAGGUUUUCAAGGGAUUCCUGGGCCACCUGGUCCUAAGGGGGAUCCAGGGAAUGAUGGAAAACGUGGUCCUCCUGGGACAGUAGGAGCACCAGGUGCUACAGGAUUGGUUGGUGCACAAGGUGUUAAUGGCUCAGAAGGGGAUAUUGGACCUGCUGGCCCUGUGGGUCGGAAAGGCCCUCAGGGGCCUAGAGGGAUCGAGGGAGAUAGAGGCCCACCUGGUCAUUCAGGAUCACAGGGACUUAAAGGUCAGGCUGGUCCACAGGGUCUCAGAGGUUACAGAGGGCCAGAGGGUCCAGCAGGUAACAGAGGGCUACAAGGCAUUGAAGGGCCCAUGGGUGCAACUGGAGAUCCAGGUCCAAAAGGCUUUCUAGGUGUCACCGGCAAUAGAGGACCGGAUGGAGAGAAAGGUGACCGAGGACCCAAGGGGAAAAAAGGACCAAAAGGAGCACCAGGGAUCAUGGGUCCUCAGGGUGAGAGGGGCCAGCCAGGCCUCCCCGGCUUACCUGGUGUCAAAGGUCAGCCAGGUGCUCCAGGUAUCCAGGGUAUAGAUGGUGAAGUGGGUCCUCAGGGAAUGCUUGGAAAAGAGGGUCAAAAGGGUCGAGCAGGCCAACAUGGUCCCCCUGGUGUACCUGGAAUAGUGGGUUUAAGAGGUCCAGUUGGUGCAGAGGGACCAGAAGGAAAGCCUGCAAAGUAA